Messenger RNA from Thyridium curvatum, 1308 nucleotides. RefSeq lists its product as uncharacterized. The record is from RefSeq and is a predicted model, not a curated record. Bases 1 to 1308 code for a protein of 435 amino acids. The transcript has a single exon. NCBI's taxonomy places the organism in Eukaryota, Fungi, Ascomycota, Sordariomycetes, Thyridiales, Thyridiaceae.
AUGGUCGAGAUACAAACACAACCACAAGCUAUCGUACCCAGCGCCAAACUAGCGAACCCGAUGGCGGCCUCUGCCGCACGGCCGAUAUCCGCGGUUUCGGUACCGCCUGACGCGACCAACGGAUCGCAGUACCAGGCCGGCCUCGACUCCUUUUCCCCCGUCCACCAGAAUGGAUGUUUCGAGUUCGACCGUGUCAUCAAGAGUGGUUAUGUGCAGAAGCGCACCCAGAAGACCAAGGUGAGUACGUUUCCACAGCGAACCAGCUGCGCGGUAGGGCUGAGACAUUUCUCUCGUAUCCAGGCUUGGAAGACGGCUUGGUUGGUUCUGCGCCCCAACACGCUGUACAUCUAUAGGUCGGAGAAGGAGGACAAACUGCGACGCAAGGUCUAUCUGUCCGACCUCACGGCUGUCAUGUUCCUCAAGGACCCGAAGCAAAAGCGAAAGAACGUCUUCGGCCUGUUCUCGCCAUCCAAAAACUUCCACUUUGAGGCGCCCUCGUCCCAGGAUGCCCAAGAGUGGGUCGAGCUGAUCCGACACGAAGCCAGGAUCGAGCAGGAAGAAGAGGAGAUGUUCCUGGCUAGCCCUGCCGUCCAGCGACACUCGUUCAACCUUGGCGGCUUCUUCCAGAUGGGGACGGACUCCAGCAGGGUUCUGGCCGAACGAGAUCGUCUCGCGUCGAGUUCCCCAGAGCCUCCCAAUCCUUCAUACGAACAACUGCGAUCGCCCGCCCCCAGGCGGACAUCGCAGACGGCUGACUAUUCGGGGCUUUCCGGAAACGAGGUUGCCUCCCAUUCGGACUUCUCAGAUACAGAAGGCCGUCUGCAAGGCGCCUCCUUUGAGAACCUCGCCGUAAAGCCUCCGCCCUCGGCCCACGGAGAGCGUCCGGUCAUGACUGCCCGCAAUCCGAGCCAGAUCAGCGGUCUCAACCUUGACCAGGAUCCGGACCGUGUCAUCUGGCAGGGUUGGCUGUGGUAUCUUCGCAGCAAGAGAGGCGUGAAGCAGUGGAAAAACUGCUGGGCCGUUCUUCGACCCCGCAACUUCAUUCUCUACAAAGACGAGACCGAGUACGCAGCGCAGUUCAUCGCCAACAUGUCGACGAUUCUCAACGUUGUCGAGCUCGACCCGAUCAGCCGGACCAAACGCCACUGCCUGCAGAUCAUUACUGAAGAAAAGAGCUACCGAUUCGCUGCCCACGACGAAGAGUCGCUCGUGCGCUGUCUCGGAGCCUUCAAGAGCCUGCUUGCCAAGCGGCGAGAACUGGAAGCCCGGGCGGCUGCAGCAGCAGCAACGGGCGGCGUUCCCUCUUGA